UGAAAGGCAGUUGAGGUCAGAAACAGAGAAACAAAACUCGAUACAGGUCAAAGAUCUCAAUUUUCAUCGGCAUCAUCACCAUCUCAGAAAAACCAAGAGAGCAGAAAACAAUGAUCGGAGACGGAAUCGAAGAUGAAGAGAAAUGGUUAUCUGAAGGAAUUGCAGGUCUUCAGCAAAAUGCCUUUUACAUGCAUCGAGCCCUGGAUUCGAAUAAUUUGAGAGAUGCCUUGAAAUAUUCUGCCCAGAUGUUAUCUGAGCUUCGUACAUCAAGGCUUUCACCUCAUAAAUACUAUGAGCUUUAUAUGCGAGCUUUUGAUGAAUUAAGGAAGUUGGAGAUGUUCUUCAAGGAGGAGACCAAGCGUGGUUGCUCUGUUAUCGAUUUAUAUGAGCUUGUACAACAUGCUGGCAACAUUUUACCUAGACUGUAUCUCCUCUGUACAGUAGGAUCAGUGUACAUAAAAUCGAAGGAAGCUCCUGCCAAGGAUGUUCUCAAGGACCUUGUAGAAAUGUGUCGUGGAAUUCAACAUCCUGUACGUGGGUUAUUUCUACGAAGCUACCUUUCCCAAGUUAGUAGGGACAAGUUACCUGACAUUGGUUCUGAGUAUGAAGGUGAUGCUGAUACUGGCAUGGAUGCUGUUGAGUUUGUGCUUCAAAAUUUUACUGAGAUGAAUAAACUUUGGGUCCGGAUGCAGCAUCAGGGACCUGCCAGGGAAAAGGAGAAGCGGGAAAAAGAAAGGAACGAGCUUCGGGAUCUGGUUGGGAAAAACUUACAUGUCCUCAGUCAAAUAGAGGGUGUGGACCUUGAUAUGUAUAAAGAUACUGUGCUUCCUAGAAUCCUGGAGCAGGUUGUCAACUGUAAAGAUGAGAUUGCCCAGUAUUAUCUAAUGGAUUGCAUUAUCCAAGUCUUCCCAGAUGAGUACCACUUGCAGACGUUAGAGACAUUAUUGGGUUCCUGCCCUCAACUUCAGGCUACAGUUGACAUCAAGACAGUGCUAUCUCAGUUGAUGGAUAGGUUAUCUAACUAUGCUGCUUCAAGUGGGGAGGCGCUACCUGAAUUUUUACAAGUAGAGGCUUUUGCUAAACUGAGCAACUCAAUUGGAAAGGUCAUCGAAGCACAGGUGGACAUGCCUGUGGUUGGAGCUAUUAGCUUAUAUGUUUCUCUUCUUACUUUUACUCUGCGUGUUCAUCCUGAUCGGCUUGAUUAUGUGGAUCAAGUAUUGUCUGCAUGUGUUAAAAAACUCUCGAGCAAGGCUAAAUUGGAGGACAGCAGAGCAACAAAACAAAUUGUUGCACUUUUGAGUGCUCCCCUGGAGAAAUACAAUGAUAUUGGCAUUGCACUAAAGCUUUCCAACUAUCCCCCUGUCAUGGAUCACCUAGAUAGUGCAACUAAUAAAGUCAUGGCAGUGGUUAUCAUACAAAGCAUCAUGAAGAACAACACUUGCAUUUCAACUGCUGAUAAAGUUGAUGCAUUGUUUGAAUUGAUCAAGGGGCUUAUAAAGGAUUUGGAUGGGACCCCUGUGGAAGAGCUUGAUGAGGAGGAUUUCAAGGAGGAGCAAAGUUCAGUUGCUGGUCUCAUUCACAUGCUGCACAAUGAUGACCCUGAAGAGAUGUUGAAGAUCAUAUGUACUGUUAAGAAGCAUAUACUGACUGGAGGACCACAACGGCUUCCUUUUACUGUUCCCCCUCUAAUAUUUUCUGCACUCAAGUUGGUCAGGCGGUUGCAAGGUCAGGAUGGGGAUGUAGUUGGAGAAGAUCAGGCAGCAACACCUAAGAAAAUCUUUCAGCUCUUGCAUCAGACAAUCGAGGCUCUAUUAUCUGUCCCAGCUCCAGAACUGGCUUUAAGAUUGUACUUGCAAUGCGCAGAGGCUGCAAAUGACUGUGAUCUUGAACCUGUUGCAUAUGAGUUUUUCACUCAAGCAUUCAUACUAUAUGAAGAAGAAGUUGCGGAUUCGAAGGCCCAGGUGACUGCAAUACAUCUCAUAAUUGGAACUCUUCAAAGGAUGAAUGUAUUUGGCGUUGAGAAUAGGGAUACUCUGACACAUAAAGCAACUGGGUAUUCCGCAAAGCUUUUAAAGAAGCCCGACCAAUGCAGAGCUGUUUAUGCGUGUUCGCAUCUCUUUUGGCUAGAUGAUCAAGAAGGUUUGAAGGAUGGAGAAAGGGUCCUGCUUUGCUUAAAGCGUGCAUUAAGAAUUGCAAAUGCUGCACAACAGAUGGCGAGCGCUACACGUGGUAGCGGUGGACCAGUCACACUUUUUGUUGAAAUAUUGAACAAGUACCUGUACUUUUUCGAGAAAGGAAACCCUCAAAUCACAAGCACUGCAAUCCAGGGUUUGGUUGAAUUGAUCAAUACAGAGAUGCAAAGUGACACAACAGCAUCAGAUUCAUCUGCUGAUGCAUUCUUUUCGAGCACACUACGGUACAUCGAAUUCCAGAAGCAAAAGGGUGGUACAAUGGGUGAAAAGUAUGAGCCAAUCAAGGUGUGACAUUGGGGAGCUAUGUAGGGGCGACUCUUUCCUCACUAGUUCCACUUCCCUCUACCAUUCUUUAGAACUUUUAAUUGCCUUGAUCUUUCAGUGAAACAUCCAUUUCAACACUAAUUUCCUUAGUGCUGUUGAAGUUCGAUAAUAUCGUGUUCUUUUGGAAGGCCACAAUUAUCAUUGCAACCAGCCACAGUUUGUGCAUUUGAGUGCCCAAGCUGGGCGAAUAUAGGGUGUAAUGGCGUAGCAAAACAAAUGGUAAAGUGUAAUUAAAAGUUUCGAAUUAAUGUAAAAUUUCAACUUUGUGCGACUUUUUUCUCCUGGUUGUGUACACUAUAAUUUAAGCUCUUAAAUGAAGUACAUGUGUUUGAGUGGGUGUGGCUCA
Molecule: messenger RNA, 2862 nt
Organism: Papaver somniferum (opium poppy)
Lineage: Eukaryota; Viridiplantae; Streptophyta; Magnoliopsida; Ranunculales; Papaveraceae
Product: vacuolar protein sorting-associated protein 35B-like
Exons: 22
Coding region: 111-2483 (790 amino acids)
Biological process (GO): retrograde transport, endosome to Golgi; intracellular protein transport
Cellular component (GO): late endosome; retromer, cargo-selective complex; retromer complex
Source: RefSeq, a predicted model, not a curated record